This is a messenger RNA of Letharia columbiana, 1047 nucleotides long. RefSeq lists its product as uncharacterized. The record is from RefSeq and is a predicted model, not a curated record. Bases 1 to 1047 code for a protein of 348 amino acids. NCBI's taxonomy places the organism in Eukaryota, Fungi, Ascomycota, Lecanoromycetes, Lecanorales, Parmeliaceae. The transcript has 2 exons.
AUGAGCGAGACACUCAAAUUCCUGUACCGCCAGUUCUUCCUCACUCCCCCCAAAGCCAACGUGGAGAAAAGCAAUCUACGCGGCCAAACCGGCAUCGUCACCGGCGCCAACAUCGGUCUCGGUUUCGAAGCUUCCCGCCAACUCCUCGAACUUGGCCUGAGCCACCUGAUCCUCGCAGUCCGGAGCAAGGAAAAAGGUAACAAUGCCCGCAUCGAACUCGCCCGCGAGGCUCCUGGGGCCAAGAUCGAAGUCUGGGACCUCAACAUGAGCAACUAUGAGAGUAUCAGCCAAUUCACACAGAGGUGCGCUACGCUUCCGAGACUUGAUUUUGCCAUUUUGAACGCCGGAAUCUUCAAACCGGAGCUGGAAAUCAACAAGGUGACCGGCCACGAAGAAGUCGUGCAAGUCAACUAUCUCUCGACCGCUCUCCUCGCCAUCCAACUCCUCCCCGUCAUGGACAAGAAAAAUAGCACCCGCUCCAGGCCUGGCACCAUCACCAUCGUCGGUUCCGAAACCGCCGAAUGGGCCAUGUUCAAAGAGCAGAAGCAAGACCCCAUCUUCCCUGCCUUCAACAAUCCCAAGAACUUCGACAUGCAAGAUCGAUACUACACCUCCAAGUUGUUGCAAGAGAUCCUCCUGAUCGAAAUGUGCCGUACCCUUCCGAGUUCCCGGGGAAUUGUCAACGUCGUCAACCCGGGCUUUUGCUACGGUUCGGGACUGCACGCAGAGGUUACGACGCGAUACCGAGCUCUCGGUAUCGUCUUUACGGCCAUCAAGCGUAUGAUCGGCCGAUCGACGUCCGUUGGGGCGCGGACGCUCGUGGAUGCGGCAGUUGCGCAGGGACCGGCGUCUCAUGGGCAGUAUCUCAGCGAUUGUGCUCGUUACCACUUUCCCCCACAGCUCUCGGGACAGAAAGGGGACGCCUUGUCCAAGAGGGUGUGGAAUGAGACUUUGAAGGAACUCUCAUUUGCCAAUGUCGAGGGUAUCCUAGGUAGCAUGAAGGAGAAGGAGAUGACGGGGAAGAGCAAGGGAGACUACCUGAGAUGA